AUGAGUUGCAGCAGCAGAAACAGCAACAAGAUGGCAUCCGCCUCCGACCUCAUUAGCCGCAUUGAUUCUUCCCUAGGUGAUCUGCAGGGCAUGGUGAAAGCAAUGGGUCCUCAAGUAGAUUCCGAUCUCAACUUCAUCAUAUUUGCGCUGACAAGUUUGAAAAUAUUUCUUCUUUCAGCCAAAAAACUAGGCAAUGAUCAGAGUGUUCUUGUACCUUUCCUGCAAAAGCUGGAAGGUGUUGUUUCCAGAUUGGAAAAGUGGUUUCACAUCGUACGCACCUUCUUGUCUGAUGCAGAUGAUCACGGCCAGUUUGACGACGUUGAUGAUUUGGAUAUAGAUUUUCAAUCUUUGGGGGAACAAAUUAGUCAUUUGUACGACGCUCUCUUUGAUCCCUCCAGGCAAUCACAACCUCUUACAGGUGUUGACGUUGGUAUUAUGUUUGCUUCUGCAAUGAAGAAUCUAUGGUUGUUCCAUAGUUUGGAGUGGGACGUUAACGUCGAAACUCUUGAAGAACCCAUGAAAGCCUUAGAAGAGCAGAUCCUGUUCCUGGAAAACCUCCGACUCUUUGCCUUUAAGUCAGCUGAGCCUGAGUCUAACAAAGCUGAUGAAGAUUUCUUGAUUCAUCUUGGAGCUGUUUCUGUCAAUGUUGCUUUUCUCAAUUUCAGGUGUCAAUCUGAAAACAUCCCUGAAAAGAGUUUUUCCGAACAGGUGCUCUUGUUCGUUUCCCAGUUGGUAGAAUACAUCAAACCAAUCCAUCCUCGGGUCUAUAAUGCUUACACUGCGAUCUUGAGAAGCUCAAAGUCAUGGCGAAGAUUACUCGCUCCUGCUGAUCGAGACAUGGACCAAGAGGACAGUCUCGCAAAGGGGUUCCUUGAUUCUCUCAGGUCUAAUCUCUCGGAGAUGCUACUACUUCUGGAAUCUGAAGAUGUGGUCUCUGGAAAUGAUCAACUUUGGGGUGUGGUCUCUUCUAUGAAAGAUCAACUCCAAGAGCUUUAUCAAGGCCUUGGAUCCUUAACAACCAUUCUCUCCCACAAGCCAACAAACGACUUUGAUUUGAAUGCUAAAGACCGCUUCUUUGAUGUUGUAUGCGAUGCCGGAAUCUUGAUUUGUUCCUUGUACCAGACACAGGUUCAACUAGAUCACGAUCUCUGGCAUUUGUUGGAAGCAAUCAGGCGUAUUAUUGCAGAGUUUGGGAAGAAAGCUGCAUCAGGGCUGGACUUUGAGGUCCAGACACUAGAAGCCAAAAUGAAGGGAGUAACCAUGGCUCAUCAUCAUCAUCAUGUGCCGUCUCAAAGAACUCUCUCAUCUGAUAAUGAGAUUGUUGGUUAUGUUGAAGAGGUGGAAUCAAUUAAAAAUCAGCUGACGAGAGGAUCAAAGCAAGUACGCAUUGUAUCCAUUGUGGGUAUGCCAGGACAAGGUAAAACUACUCUGGCUGCAAGAGUUUACAAUGAUCCUUCUAUUUUGCUACAUUUCUCCGCGCGUGCAUGGACAUCUGUGUCACAAGUAGUGGACAAAAGUAGAGUCCUCCUUGACCUCUUAGGUCAAAUUGAUCCCGAUAAAUGUUCUGGGAUCAUUUCUGAUCACGAUUUAGUGCAGAAGGUGUGGCGCAGUUUAAAAGGAAAGAAAUAUCUCAUCUUUUUGGAUGACAUAUGGGAAGCUGAAGCAUGGAGUAGCUUGAAAGAGGCAUUCCCGGAGGAUCAUACAGCAAGCAGAAUUAUGUUCACAAGCCGUCACCAUGAUGUUGCUCCCAGUGAAGAAGCUCAUGAACUUCGAGCUUUCAGUGAAGAAGAGAGCAUGGAUUUACUACAGAGAAAGUUGUUUGGGGGAAGUAGUUGGCCCGAUGAAUUAGUUGAUCUUGGGAGGAAAAUUGCUCAAAUUUGCAAGGGAUUACCUCUAACAAUUCUUAUUGUAGCUGGCAUUCUAGCAACCGUAGAGCCAAAUGGUUGGAAGAAGAUUCUGCGAGGUUUAGGAUCAGGUACUGUCUCCAGUACAGAACAAUGCAGGAACACACUAGAGCUGAGCUACAGCCAUUUACCGGAGCAUUUAAGGCCCUGCCUUCUCUACUUGGCGACAUUUCCAGAAGAUAAAGAGGUUUCUGUCAAGAGGUUAUUUCAACUAUGGAUAGCCGAAGGAUUGGUUCAGAAAGAUGAGACGGAACAUUUUGAAGAUGUUGCUGAAGAAUACUUGAAACAUUUGGUUGGUAGAAGUUUAAUUUCAGUUGCCAAACAAAAGUCCACCGGUGGAGUGAAAGCCUGCCGCAUCCAUGACUUGCUUCAUGAAUUUUGCUUGCAUAAAGCCAAAGAUGAAUGGUUUUUCUCUAUUCUACCAGACAUGGAUAAGGUUUUGGAAUUUCAUGCGCCAGACUGCCUUCGGAGGUUAUGCAUUAACUCUGAUCCGAAACACCUCAGAAUGUCCAAUACAUCCUUACAAUCUGUACGUUCUCUAAAUUUCAACUAUUAUGCACAACAGGUGCUGCCAAAUUUAACCUUCAUGUUUCACAUGUGCAAACUUCUCAAAGUUUUGGAUUUGGAGCAACUCAAUUUAGGUCUUGUAUUUCCAAGUGAAAUAGGACUGCUAGUGCAGUUGUCCUUCCUGGCAAUUCGAGGCAGUAUGCCGGACAUCCCAUUAUCAAUAGUAGCAGUCUAUCAACCAUUUCUAGAUUGUCAAAUCUAGAAGUCCUCAAAUUUGAAGAUGUGCACUUCAAAGGAAACACAUGGGAAAUGGAAGAAGCAGAAUUUUCCAAGCUUAGAAUCUUGCAAUUGUCAUCCUGGUGUCUAUUGUCGUGGACUGCUUCUGACGAUCAAUUUGACCUUCUUGAGAAGCUGGUGUUGGUGAGAUGUGGAAGUUUAAAAGAGGUGCCUUCUUGUCUAGACUAUAUUCCAACGCUUGAAGUGAUCGAGCUCAGGUAUUGUUCGAAGAAAGUAAUGGAAUUAGUGGGAAACAUUAAGGAAGCACAAGAGAACUACGGAAAUUCAGAGCUGAAGAUCAUUAAUGUCAAAUCAGGCUGAUUUUGUUGCAUCUAUUUAGGCUGGAUGUUGAACAAGUGAUGAUGUUUACCGUGGUUCCUUACUGGUAAUCUUUCAGUAUCAAUCAUUGAAUGCUUUCUUUUCUUUUUUAUUUUUCCUUGUACUCUUUGGAGUCAUUAGUUUUGAUGUAUUCAGAGGAAAGGCAGCAUGUCUUUCCAGAAGUAAUCUACAGUGCUAUACCUGUUAUGCAUUUCAUCCCAAUUUACGUCAAUGGAUGUUAUAUCUAGACUCAUGGGUUGCAAUAACAGAAGGCUUUUUCAGUUGGUAUCUGUUCACUAUUAAUUGUUUCCUUGUGGAUUAAAACAUUAGAAUCUCGAUAUACUUGGAUGCUAUAACGAGUGAUUUUGCUGUCUCAUUGCUUCACAUAUGUAUGACAGUUCCAUGCUGUUUUUUUCGAUGUAAAAGGAGGCUUAUAUUCAUGACUUGUUCCUAGGUUGGAAGGUUAUUUUUUUAUACUUCUCUCAAGCAUUAUUUUCUGACUUAUAAAUUAUUUUAAUUUUUUCCCCCUCAGAUCAUCCCUCGUGGUCUAUCCCAAUGACCAUUUUCAGUACUAAUGAUAUUUGAAGAUAUAGUUCCUUUGAUGGAUUUGAUUAUUGCUGCUGCUAAUUGCUCCAAUCAAUCAAGAAUCUCUUUCCUGCAGGUUUAGAUAUUGGUAAGUGUAAGUCAGAUUAUUGCUGCUUCAAACCUAGUUUGGAAGUAAACAUUAGAUAUCAAUGCAAGGGUUGCAAAAUAACAUGCCAAAGGUUAUCUCUCACAGUUCAAGUCUGUGCAGAGAAGCAGCGGAGGUUAGUUGAUAACUGGUGAAAGUAUGCUUCGUCUUCUCUUAAAGGUUAAAUAUAGUUGUAGUAUUUUGACCUCUUCAUCUUGUUUCGGUUUUAUUCCAGAAAUUAUGCUAUUAGUCAGUCUUCUUCUAGACCUUAAAAUGUGUUCAAUCUGCAACGAAUCUAGUUCAACACUGGGAACUGAUGUUGAUCGGACUAAUGUCAGAAGUAAAUGUUUUGAACCUUUCUGCAUGGACAUAGUUAUGAAACUGGGCGGUGGCUGUGUCCUGUCAAACCCAUAUGACAUGCUCGAUCAUUGUGGCUGCAGUGUCCUGUCUAGUUUUCUUAUUGUUGGCUCAUUUACAGUGUUCAUAUAGAACUUUAAUUUCACAAUACAAAAAUAUGAUAUGAGUUUAGUAGUUAAACUCAAAAUGGUUUCAAAUGAGAGUCUACUUUGUGAUAUGCCGCCAGGAUGCUGCUGCAGCGACUUGCUGUGUGCCUGAAUCUGGAUUUUUUCAUUGAGUUGUGAGCAAAUCGUUAUUUAUGCUUCAAAAUUCCUUUCUUUUGUUUAAGGUUCAGUCAUUUUUGAAAGUUCCAAUUGUUAGUAGGUGCAAUGUGACAAUUUGCUGCGCGUUUUGUUCAUCAGAUUUUCCGUAUAAUCUGCAUUCAAAAUCUUCAUACUCUAGUCUGGAACCAGCCGGUCGAAAUUAUUUGGAACAAUAAGUUUGCUACAAUCAUCAGGCUUUGAGGCAACAGAUCAAGCUCUCAAUCCUACAAAAACUACUAAUCUUUUUUUUUUUU
Molecule: messenger RNA, 4588 nt
Organism: Oldenlandia corymbosa var. corymbosa
Lineage: Eukaryota; Viridiplantae; Streptophyta; Magnoliopsida; Gentianales; Rubiaceae
Source: the annotation of a GenBank genome assembly